Adineta steineri is the source of this 1093-nucleotide messenger RNA. Lineage: Eukaryota; Metazoa; Rotifera; Eurotatoria; Adinetida; Adinetidae. The record is from the annotation of a GenBank genome assembly.
UACUUUGUUUUUUUAGAUAACAAUAAAUCAUAUCGAUCAUAAUACUCCUGUUAAUACUCAGAAAAAAAUAAAGGAGGUUUUCAGAACCCCCACAAAUGGUUCUGGAAAAACUCAAAAGCUUCCUUUUGAGCUGAAAGUUCCAAAAAAGGAAUAAAAAUUUUGACAGAACCCUUUAAAUGGUUUUUAAUUUUACCCACGGGUAGAACCCCCAUUCUACAGAACCUUUUUUGGUUUCGCAAAGGAAAAAAUGAUUUCGUAGAAAAAUGCAGAAUCGUCUCGAUUCAGUAUAAAACCCUCAAUGGUUUAGUACAGAACCCAAAUGGUUCUGCAUUUUUCUACGAAAUCAUUUUUUCCUUUGCGAAACCAAAAAAGGUUCUGUAGAAUGGGGGUUCUACCCGUGGGUAAAAUUAAAAACCAUUUAAAAGGUUCUGUCAAAUUUUUUAUUCCUUUUUCGGAACUUUCAGCUCAAAAGGAAGCUUUUGAGUUUUUCCAGAACCAUUUGUGGGGGUUCUGAAAACCUCCUUUAUUUUUUUCUGAGUACAUGUCAAUCAUUAAAAAAAAUGAAAAUAGAUACGUCCAAUCAACAAAAUGAAGAAGCCAAUCUUAAACUGAAUUCAAUUGUCGACAAUCAUGUUGAUGAAAUGAGCCAAAUACAUUCUAAUGAAGCAUAUAAUGCAUCUUUAAUUUCAUUGAGUUCAUCAUCAGUAAAAUUCUAUUUUUCUAUCAGGACUAAUAAUUAAUUUCAUUUUUUCUUUGUUUCAUAUAUACACUUUAGUCGAACGAUAGAUCUUUACUUUUCAAUACUAGAACUUUGUCAGAUAAUGAGAUUUUAGAAGAUCAAAACAUAAGUAAUAUUCAUGAAAACUCAACAUUUUUUGCUAACACUUCAACAUCAAUGACACCACCAGUGUUUGUUUCAAUCGAAACUCAGACAGUACCAAAAUGCACUGUAGAUGCAUUUACACAAAUUACACAUGAUAUUUAUAUUUCUGUAGAAACUCAUACCGUAACAUCAGCUAACAGCACAGAAGAUCUUGUUACAGAUGAAGAUAUUGUUAAAUAUUUAACAAAGAAGAGAUGCAAAGAAUCAUAA